UAAAAAAAUCGUUUGACAUAAGUACUUACUGUAAUUUCUGGUUUGUGGGAAUUUGCAUUCAAACAGCCAAGCCAAAAGAUUUGUUUAUUAUUUUAAUUAAAGAGUUUCUAGCCUAUAUUCUAGUGAUUUGCUAUUAUGUCAGCAGCAGAAGAACAGGAUGACGCCCCUGAUGUGUUGGAAGAGACGGGGGCCCUGGAGGCCGACGUUGGGGCUAAGUUUGACUACCAACUCAGUAACAUCGACCCACGGCUCAAGAUCGACAUGGACCCGCUGGCUCACAGAGACUUCCGGCCCGAAAUGAUGUUCAUACGGGAUGAACUGCGUCAAGCCAAGUUUCAAGCCUUAGCUGUCCGCCGCAUGGCUCUCAAGAAGUUGCUGCUGCAAGAUUUCAUCCGCGAGGACUGUGAGCUCCGGAACCUUGGCCUUGCGUACGCGCCGGCCGAUGCUUGAAUGGGCUCUACAAACGACAUCUGCCUCUAUAUCGGCUGUACACACACAAAUUUUAUAAUAUUGUGUGUACCUACAGAACAAUUUUUUUUUAUCGUAGCAACACUUAACUGUUCUCAUUGACAUUAUGUUUAAACAGACGGUGGCGGGCGACCCUAUUAUUUUCUACUUUUUUUCCAGGCUGUAGUGUAGUGUUAGUAGAAUAAUAAUCUUUUUAGAACUUCGUGUCCAAGAUUGUUAUUGAAUUAGUCACAACGAAUUUUAAAUCUGAUUUAUUUCGAUAAUUUCGAUGUCUUAACAGGCACCGUACUCAUUAUUUAUCACAUGUUAAUAAAUAUACUUAUGUUUGAAGUUUGUAUCUAAUUUAUGUACGUAAGAGCACUAGCUUCUAAUCCAUUAAAGUCAAUUAAGUUUCUGAUAAAA
Molecule: messenger RNA, 870 nt
Organism: Leguminivora glycinivorella
Lineage: Eukaryota; Metazoa; Arthropoda; Insecta; Lepidoptera; Tortricidae
Exons: 3
Coding region: 136-450 (104 amino acids)
Source: RefSeq, a predicted model, not a curated record